Molecule: messenger RNA, 1469 nt
Organism: Bufo gargarizans (Asiatic toad)
Lineage: Eukaryota; Metazoa; Chordata; Amphibia; Anura; Bufonidae
Product: tyrosinase-like
Exons: 5
Coding region: 129-1469 (446 amino acids)
Biological process (GO): pigmentation; melanin biosynthetic process
Molecular function (GO): tyrosinase activity
Source: RefSeq, a predicted model, not a curated record
GGACACCAGCCGCACACAAGGUACUACUACUCUCACUCAUAUACGCGGUGGAAGAGGGUGAAUCCAAGCUGUGCUCAGAGGCCUGGGACACCAGCCGCACACAAGGUGCCCAACAACUUUGGAAAAUCAUGCUUCACAUCAUCAUCUUCCUCACUUUUUGCCUUUGCUUCGUGGAGAGUCAAUUCCCCAGAGUCUGCACAACUGAAGCUGCUUUUCGCACCAAGACUUGUUGUCCACUUUGGAAGGAUAAAAGCCCAUGUGGUUCCUUGUCAGGUCGUGGAAGAUGCCGAAGCUGGACAGCCAAAAAAACAAUCCCCCAGUAUAAUGAUGAUCGACUAGACUGGCCAAGACACUAUUAUGAGAACACUUGUGAGUGCUUUGGGAACUACAGUGGCUUUGAUUGUGGUGACUGCAGAUUUGGUCACCAUGGUGAGAAGUGUGAGAGAAAGAGGAUCAUCAUAAGGAGAGAGAUCCGCGAGCUGUCACCCCUAGAACAAAAAAGAUUAUUUAGUUACCUGGCCUUGGCCAAGACCACGAAAAGUCAAGAUUUUGUUGUCCUGAGCACAGGAGACCGACACCAUCGUGAGACUUAUCGCUUUGUAGACGCGUCUCUCUAUGAUGUGUUUGCUUGGUUGCACUAUUACUCCAUGAAGGCUGUCAUGAUAAAUAGCACAUUCAACCCUGAUAAGAACUUUGCUCACCAAGGCCCUGCAUUUCCUGGAUGGCAUCGUCUAGGCCUUUUGUUCUUGGAGAGACAGAUGCAGCUCAUGACUGGAGAUGAAGAUUUUGCUCUUCCCUAUUAUGACUGGCGAGGGGAAAAGAACUGUUCAAUUUGUACUGAUGACCUCAUGGGUACUAAUGAUGCCCAGGGAGUGCUUAAUCCCUACUCCCAUUUUUCUUUUUGGAAGGCCAUAUGCAGUGGUUUCAAUUUCCCGGAUGAAUACUGCCCCCUGGCUGAUGAAGAGUAUAAAAUGGAAAGGCUACACAGGAGGCCUGGCACUACGCCUUAUGCGCCAAACUUACCCACAUUUGAUGAUGUUGAAAAUGCCCUGAAACUGAAAGAUUUUGACACUCUCCCAUUUAAUGAGACAUCCCUACAUAGCUUCCGGAAUGCUCUAGAAGGUUUUUUGGCCCCAGAUGGGAUCACCCUGAGGAGGAGCAUACAUAACCUGGUCCACAUCUAUCUCGGGGGCACCAUGUCGCAGAUCUCUAUCUCCAGCAAUGACCCCAUUUUCAUCCUGCAUCACGGGUUCAUCGACAAGAUUUUUGAAACCUGGAUUUCCACCUACAAUGGAUCCCCUGAAAUCUACCCUGAGAACAGUGAGCUGGGACACGGCCCCGAUGACUGCAUUACCCCAUAUCUUCCAUGUUACAAGAACAAAGAUCUCAUCCGCAAGUCUGUAGAGUUUGGAUAUGAAUAUUCCCCGUUCCACAGAAAGCGUCCACUGGGAAAGAAAAGAUUUAAUUGA